AUAAGAGAAGAGAUGUUAGUAUAAUAUAUAAGUUUUGGAGUUGGGCUAUUGCACGUUUCUGUAACCCAUUGGAGUCUGUGCUUCCAAUCCCCAAAUUCCACGAACCAGCGAUUCUGAAUGAAUCAGUUGUAACUAACAACAUCAAACGCCAUGGCAGAUGACUGUGCAUCAAACGACAGCACACCACUGCUGCAAACCCAGUAUGCGGAAUCGGAGCCGAAAAGAACAGGCACAGUGUGGACAGCAGUGGCGCACAUAGUGACAGGUGUCAUAGGCUCAGGAGUCCUCUCACUCGCAUGGAGCAUAGCCCAGCUUGGAUGGAUCGGAGGCCCUCUCGCAAUGCUUCUCUUCGCUUCCAUCACUCUUCUUUCCUCUUUUCUUCUCAGCAACACUUAUCGCUCCCCUGACCCUGAAUAUGGACCCAAACGGAGUUCUUCUUAUCUUGACGCCGUUAAUAUUCAUCAGGGAGUUGGAACUGGAAGGCUCUGUGGUGUUUUCGUGAAUGUGAGCUUAUAUGGUUUUGGAAUCGCCUACAUUAUUACUUCAGCUAUCAGCAUGAGAGCAAUCCAAGAAUCAAACUGUCACAUUAAGAACGGGAAUGGUGCAUGUGAGUUUGGGGAUUCAUACUACAUGCUUAUAUUUGGAGUUAUCCAGAUUCUUCUUUCACAGAUACCAAACUUCCAUAACAUUCAGUGGCUUUCGGUUGUCGCGGCGGUUAUGUCCUUUGCUUAUGCCUUCAUAGGAAUGGGGUUCGCCAUCAAGCAAACCGUAGAAAAAGGAUAUGCUGAGGGUACCAUUGAAGGAAUUCCUACUUCUACUGAUGUUCAAAAGAUGUGGCUGGUUGCUCAAGCUCUUGGUGACAUAGCAUUCUCCUAUCCAUUCUCAGUAAUUCUUAUAGAAGUACAGGAUACCUUGAAGUCACCUCCUCCUGAAAACGUAACCAUGAGGAGGGCCUCGCUAAUAGCAGUCAUUAUCACGACGUUUUUCUACCUCUGUUGCGGCUGUGCUGGAUAUGCAGCUUUCGGCAAUGACACACCGGGAAACCUUUUAACAGGGUUUGAAUUUGCAAGGCCUCACUGGCUAGUAGACUUUGCCAAUGCUUGUAUAGUUGUUCAUCUUGUUGGUGCAUAUCAGGUGUAUAGCCAGCCACUCUUCGCCAAUGUUGAAAAUUGGCUUCGGUUCAAAUUCCCGGACAGCGAUUUUGUGAAUCAAACAUAUAACUUGAAACUUCCUUUUCUGCCAGCUUUUCCGUUGGCAUAAUCUUUUGGCCAUUAACGAUAUAUUUUCCAGUGGAAAUGUACUUGAGUCAGGGCAACAUUCAACCAUGGACAACGAAGUGGGUCUUGCUUAGAACUUUUAGCAUUGUUUGUUUUGUGGUGGGAAUGUUUACUCUUGUUGGAUCCAUUGAAGGAAUAAUAAGUGCAAAAUUAAGCUGAGAGAAUCUUUCCCCAAAAUUGGAAAUUUCUUCCCGUUACUUUUCAUAUGAAAAAAACAUUAGUCAUUAGACAUAGGACUAGAAAGCAUAAAGCAUUAUGAUUAGAGAGAGUAUUGAAUUGAAGGUUUUGAUGCUUUUGUCUCAUUAAUAUGUAUGAUUGAGCUGCUGGAACUUAAAAUUACAUUGUUUUUUUUU
Messenger RNA from Arachis ipaensis, 1630 nucleotides. RefSeq names its product putative amino acid permease 7. NCBI's taxonomy places the organism in Eukaryota, Viridiplantae, Streptophyta, Magnoliopsida, Fabales, Fabaceae. The record is from RefSeq and is a predicted model, not a curated record.